AUGAGCACUUCGUCAAAUAUCAUGUUUCGCUAUGAACCUCUUGACCCCAAAGCGGACUCACUGCGCGUUCUCACGCUGCUGCCACGUUGCCAAGGACCAGUCACUUGCACACUAGAGAACAGGACCUUCCGGAGCAAACCCGAAUUUGAGGCUCUCUCCUAUACCUGGGGUACAAAGCCUGAAUCAACACACAUAACUAUUAACGGGGAGCCCUUUCCCGUGCGCGAGAACCUCUAUAAUGCGCUACAGAGUCUCCAGACUGACAAGCCCCGUGCGCUGUGGGUGGACGCCGUCUGCAUCAACCAGACGGACAUGGCAGAGCGCAACGCCCAGGUCAGUCUGACGGCCUUCAUUUAUACCCGCGCGCAGAGGGUGGUCGCCUGGCUUGGACCUUGGGCCAAGACGGUGCAGAACGACUAUUUCUCGGACCAGAACUGGCACGUCUUCUCCCAUAACUCGUACUGGAGACGCUUGUGGAUCAUCCAGGAGUUGGUGUUGGCGCCAGAGGUGCGGUUUUACCUGGGACGGUACGAGUUCGGAUGGGACAUGGUGACGAGCACUCAAAACCCCGAAUGGCGAGCUUUGGAGGGCCGGAGCGAGGCCAUACAUCGGUUUCGAGAGAAGCGGUACACGAGCGCGCAGCGUCUGGAGAACCUCAUUGAGGUAUUUAAAAAGGCAGAGUGCACUGAAAAGCGGGAUAAGAUCUAUGGGCUGUUUGGAAUGGUGCUUGAUGGUUCGGAUUCGGCUAUCAAGGUUGACUAUGGAAUUGGAUUCGCCCAGCUCUAUGCCCAGGUGAUUAAAUUCCAUCAAACCUCGGACGCGCCGCGCGACAGCCCUUUCCCAAAUGAAGUCGAUCGAGCUGCCAAGCUCAUAAGGUUCAGCCAGCUUCUUCAAAAUGUCUUCGAGGGUGAAGUGGCCAAGGAAGUGAAUAUCUCUCUCGAUGCAACGUGGUUAGGAUUAUUCUACACGGCACGAGCUUAUAUUGCCGGAGAGAUCCUCAAAAUUGGACCGACUCCCUCAGAGGUGGCAUCAUCUAUUAGAGCGGACAAAUCUUGGAGGCUCUCAUUCUCUCGUGUGUUCAAAGAGCUAGAUGAGCAGCAGAAAGCUCGGAGGGACUACGAAGCCUUUUCUAAGAAGAUGCUUGACUGGAGCGAGAGCUACUUGGCAGGGAUUCAGAAACUUGACUCGCACUCAUCUUAUGGCUUUCAAUUUGUUGAUCCUGGGCCGAAUCCCUCAGAUGAGCAGGACAAUACGAAUGCUAAGAAAAAAGUGGCGGACUCUGAGGCAAGACUUGUGCUUGGAGACGGUGGAAUUGUUGGUGUGGUUCCAGGAGAUGCGCAAGAGGGGGACUACAUUUGCACCUUUCUUGGUUGCAACGUCGCGGUUGUAGUCCGCAAGUUGGAAACAGCAGCGGAUAGAUUCCUCGUGCUGGGGCCAGCGAGAAUCCAACAGGAGGAGAGUCAGUGGCAGGCUGAAGAAGACGACGAUAUUGAGGGAGCACUUGCGUAUGACAUGAAGGGUCUGAAGAUCAAGAAGGGUAGUUCUUCACCCUUCUUGUCCGAUGCUGGCAUCAAUCUAAGGCUUGAUCUACGAAGUCUCCAGAAGUUGACUUCAAAUUCUUGA
Molecule: messenger RNA, 1623 nt
Organism: Clonostachys byssicola
Lineage: Eukaryota; Fungi; Ascomycota; Sordariomycetes; Hypocreales; Bionectriaceae
Source: the annotation of a GenBank genome assembly